AUGGCCAUCUACAAGGUGACAGUGGCAACAGGUGACAUGGUGGAAGCUGGGACCAACAACUCCAUCUCCAUCACAUUGGUGGGCAGCUAUGGCGAGAGCCGCCAGACCACCGUCUCCUUCUUGUUCCUGCCAGGGAAGGAGAAGAGCCUGUCUGUGCACUGUGGGCAGGACUUGGGCCCCAUUGUCCUCAUCCGCUUGCAUAAGUGGCGGCUCUUCCUGGAGGAUGCCUGGUUCUGCAAGGAUGUCCGGGUGACAGCGCCCAAUGGCACCCUGUAUCGCUUCCCCUGCUACCAGUGGCUGGAGGGGGUCACCACGGUGGAGGUGCGGGAGGGCUCAGGGAAGAAGCUGGUGGAUGACAAGCUGCAGAUCCUCAAGGAACAUCGUCGUCAGGAGCUGGCAGCACGGCAGGAUGCUUACCGGUGGAAGGACUUUGCCCAGGGAUGGCCUCGUUGCCUCAACGUGGACUCCAUCUUUGAGCUGGACUCCAACAUCCAAUUCUCCCGCAUCAGGGCCAACAACUUCACUGGUUUCCUCAUCUUCCAAGGGGCCUCCCACUUUCUGUCAGGGUUCCUACUGAGACGCACCUCCUGGAACAGCCUGGAUGAGAUGCGCACCAUCUUCUCCCGGACGCAAGGCAGGGACAUUGUCCCUGAGUAUGUGGCCAAGCACUGGCAAGAAGAUGACUUCUUCGGUUACCAGUUCCUCAAUGGCAACAACCCCAUCAUCAUCCAUCGCUGCACCACGCUGCCGCUCAAGUUCCCAGUGACACCAGAAAUGGUCUCUGGCUUACUGGGAGGUGGCACUGACCUGGACAAAGAGCUGCAAGAAGGUCGGAUUUUCAUUGUGGACUACAAGGUGCUGGAGGACAUCCCAAAUGACACCAUUUAUGGGCGCCAGCAGUACGUAGCGGCCCCACUCUGCCUGCUUCAUCAGGGCAUCGAUGGGAUCCUGCGCCCCAUCGCCAUCCAGCUCAGCCAAACACCAGGACCCUGCAGCCCCAUCUUCCUGCCGAGCGACGAUGAGUGGGACUGGCUGUUGGCCAAGACCUGGGUGCGCAAUGCCGACUUCUACAGCCACCAGCUCCUCACCCACCUGCUGAGGACCCACCUGUUUGGGGAGGUCUUUGCCAUUGCCACCCUGCGCCACCUGCCCACCUGUCACCCCCUCUUUAAGCUCCUUAUGCCCCACUUUCACUUCACACUGCAUAUCAACACCUUGGCUCGAAGUGUCCUCAUCAACCCAGGUGGCCUCAUUGACAAGGGAUCAGGGGUGACUUAUGAGGGGCUGCUGCUGGUGGUACAGCGAGGCCUGGAGCAGGUCACCUACACGUCCCUGUGUCUCCCUGAUGACAUCCGCCACCGUGGCAUGUCCCAUGUCCCCAACUACCACUACCGAGAUGAUGGGAUGAGCCUCUGGGAAGCCAUUGAGAGCUUUGUUACCAGCAUUGUGACAUUCUACUAUGGUGGGGAUGCAGCGGUGAGUGGGGACACUGAGCUGCAGGCCUGGGUGAUGGACAUCUUUACCAAUGGCUUCCUGGGCAGGAUCUCCUCAGGUGUUCCUUCCUCACUGCAGACAGUAGCAGAGCUCAUCAAGUUCCUCACCAUGGUGAUGUUCACCUGCUCGGCACAGCACGCGGCCGUCAACAAUGGGCAGUAUGAUCUGGGGGCCUUCGUCCCCAAUGCCCCGUCCUCCAUGCGCCACCCACCACCCUGCGAAAAGGGCCGGGCCUUCCUCCAGCACUUCCUUGAUACCAUCCCUGACGUGGCCACCACUGCCAACAUCUUGGUGGCCCUCAUUCUCCUCAGCUCCCAGCUCAAGGACAGGAGGCUUCUGGGACAGUACCCUGAGGAGUGGUUCACGGAGGCAGAACCCCGGCGUCUCAUCCGGGCCUUCCAAGGGCGGCUGGAGGAGAUCCGGGACCGGAUUGAGGAGAGGAACCACCUGGCUGAGCUGAGAUACAACUAUCUGAACCCACUGGAGAUGGAGAACAGCAUCUCCAUCUGA
Cinclus cinclus is the source of this 2004-nucleotide messenger RNA. Its product is annotated as hydroperoxide isomerase ALOXE3-like. Gene Ontology annotation, molecular function: iron ion binding; oxidoreductase activity, acting on single donors with incorporation of molecular oxygen, incorporation of two atoms of oxygen; protein binding. NCBI's taxonomy places the organism in Eukaryota, Metazoa, Chordata, Aves, Passeriformes, Cinclidae. Gene Ontology annotation, biological process: linoleic acid metabolic process; lipid oxidation. The transcript has 13 exons. Bases 1 to 2004 code for a protein of 667 amino acids. The record is from RefSeq and is a predicted model, not a curated record.